Molecule: messenger RNA, 1047 nt
Organism: Medicago truncatula (barrel medic)
Lineage: Eukaryota; Viridiplantae; Streptophyta; Magnoliopsida; Fabales; Fabaceae
Exons: 1
Coding region: 1-1047 (348 amino acids)
Source: RefSeq, a predicted model, not a curated record
AUGGAUCAACAUAUUUUCCAUCGUAGUUGGAUGUACGAUAGAAAAUAUCCGGGGAAAAGGAAACUUAAGGCGGCUUUUGUGGAUGGAGUUCGUGAAUUUGUUGCUUACGCCAUGGCGCAAGAUGCCUUUCAAUUGGAGGGAGGGAUAAGAUGUCCGUGUGUUAAAUGUACGUGUAGGUUGAUUCGGAGCCCAAAAGAUGUUCUAAACCAUUUAAAGGACAUUGGUUUUAUGGAGAAUUAUUAUGUGUGGAUUUAUCACGAUGAACAAGAGCCAACAAAUAAUACCGAGUCUGAUGUUAAUAUGCACGCUUCAAGCAGCGAGGCGCGUAUGGAGUGUGAAAACUUUGGCGUGAUGGAAGAUAUGGUCGGUGAUGCACUUGGGGUGAACCUGUCUUACAACGAGGGUGGUGAAGAGGAAACAAUCCCGAAUGAGAAAGCGUUGAAGUUUUACAAGAUGAUGCAAGAAGUAAACAAGCCGUUGUUUGAAGGGUCGUCUGAUUCUAAGUUAUCAAUGAGUGUGAGGCUUUUAGCUGCCGCAUCAGAUUGGAGUGUAGCCGAAGAAGGCUCAGAGUGUUAUACAGAUAUCAUGAGGGACGCAACUCCUGUAAAGGACAAUUUGCCCUUGAGUUUUUAUGAGGCUCAAAAGUUGGUGGAGAAGUUGGGAUUGGAAGUUAAAAUUAUUGAUUGUUGCGUUAAUGGGUGCAUGUUGUUUUACGACAACGAAUUUGGUAAAAAUGAUGGGGCGUUGGUGGCGUGUAAAUUUUGCAAUGCACCGAGGUAUGAAGUAUGGGAUGAUGUCGGUUCUCAAAAGAAGAAACGAGUCUCAAUCAAGUCAAUGUUUUAUCUGCCAAUAAUACCAAGAUUACAGAGAUUGUUUGCAUCAACUCACACGGCUGAUAAAAUGACCUGGCAUUAUUACAAUAAAACUAAUUCAGGUGUGAUGCGACAUCCUUGUGACGGGGUGGCAUGGAAGCACUUUGAUAAAGUACAUCGUAGAAGAACAAUUAAAAGUUCUAUUUUGAACAAUUGUGAGUCACCUUUGAAAUAA